AUGUUGUCGGCGACUGCACUUCUCUAUGGGUUCUCCAUACCAUUUAUGUAUAUGGUGUACAAGGUAUUCAAAUGGGCUUAUAGUCUACGCGUGGAGAAUAUGAACAAGAAGACCGUGGCAAUCUCCGGAUGUGAUUCAGGAUUCGGGCGUAUUCUAGCUGUCAGACUUGUUAAAGAAGGAGUCCCAGUAAUUGCUGGAGUGUUGAGAAAAGAGAAUGGUGAAAGCUUGAAACGGAAUGUCGCUAAUCCAAGUCUCCUCACAUACGGAACACUUAAUGUUGGAGAUGAUGAGAGUGUUAAAGAGUUUGGAAAACUAGUGGAGAAAACUGUGGAGGGCAAAGGGCUGUGGGGAGUUGUUGCCAAUGCAGGGAUUCUUGGAAACUCGGGACCAGAUGAUUGGCUUAACACACAAGAUUACAUCAAUACUAUGCAAGUCAACACCUUUGGAGUCAUGAGAUUCAUCCAAACUCUCAAGAAGUUUGUGAAGAAGCAGCAAGGAAGAGUUGUUAUCAUUUCUUCUAUUUCUGGUCGAACUCCACGUCCAACCGUCGGCCCUUACUGCGUUUCGAAACAUGCUGUGGAAGCAUAUGCUGAUGUUAUCAGACACGAAUUGGUCGACUUUGGUGUCUCGGUGCAUUUGCUUGAACCGGGAUUCUUCACAACUAACAUUACACAGACAGCGACUAAUGACUUGGACGCCGUGUGGAAUCGACUUGACGAUGAGACUAAGAAGGAAUACGGAAAGGAAUUUUUCGAUGCUUACAAGCACUCCCGCUUCUCUCGUCUUUCUCACUGUGCCGAUGACUUGAAUCCAGUAAUCGAUGCCUAUGAACACGCUCUGUUUGCAAAGUACCCGAAAACAAGAUACUGGGUUGGCUGGGACACUAUCCUCUUCUACAUUCCAUUGGCCACACUCCCAACUUUUGCCCAAGACUGGUUCAUCUCCUACCAAAGACGUGAUCGCCCAGUUCCUGCUGCCGGAGUGAAACGUCAUUGA
Molecule: messenger RNA, 996 nt
Organism: Caenorhabditis remanei
Lineage: Eukaryota; Metazoa; Nematoda; Chromadorea; Rhabditida; Rhabditidae
Exons: 7
Coding region: 1-996 (331 amino acids)
Molecular function (GO): oxidoreductase activity
Source: RefSeq, a predicted model, not a curated record